AUGGAUCCACAUGCACUGGGUACAAUCAACAAACAAUCUUUGGAUCUGGAGCCGGAUCAAAACCCCAGCUCGUUUGACGCUCUACCCAGCUCUCAGUCAAGACGGUCACCAUAUACACAGAUGGAUCCUUCUUUUAACAACGUCUUCUCACUGUACCAGAGUAUUCGCAGAAAUGGUAGUGAUCAUUUCAAUAAACUCGUGAUUGAUCUCGGACUUCAAAAAAUCCUCUUAACUGCAGGAAUUUUGAACUACCUGUUCUUUGUAUCAAAAAUGCUCUGGAAGCUAUCAGUAAUGUUCCAUAGUCAGCCCCAUUCCGUCGCUGUCAGUUUCGUGGUUCCAAGCGUUGCGACGUAUGCUUUUGUCCAACGCUAUACCGCUGGUGAGGCCAAUGAGACUGGUAUGGUUAUCUUACAAGCUGCUGUCGACGCCACCAUUCUCGCAGGGACUUUCAUCUGCACUUUUGUUGUGUGGUCUAUAAUUUCUCUCAUCGGAGACUUAGGAGCCGCAGUUUUCUUAGCAGUAACCUUCGGAAUGCGAUACUUUAUGCGCAACGUAUGA
This is a messenger RNA of Lentinula edodes (shiitake mushroom), 558 nucleotides long. RefSeq lists its product as uncharacterized. The transcript is spliced from 4 exons. The record is from RefSeq and is a predicted model, not a curated record. The coding region runs from base 1 to 558 and encodes 185 amino acids. NCBI's taxonomy places the organism in Eukaryota, Fungi, Basidiomycota, Agaricomycetes, Agaricales, Omphalotaceae.